AUGGAGUCCAAACUCCAAGAAGCAGCCAUAAAAGGAGAAGUGGAUCUAUUGCUCGAGAUACUAGAUCCACAACACGACCCAUUGGCACUCGACCGAAUCCAACUAGGCGGCUUAAACCAUACUCCCCUCCACAUUGCCGCCUUUCAUGGACACACUCCUUUCGUAACAAAAAUUCUCGAACUCUCACCGGGCUUGGCCCUCGUUCUUGACCACCGUAGAUGGUCCCCACUCCGCAUGGCCGUGUCCAAAGGCCAUGUGGAAAUAGUCAAGGCUUUGGUAGAUAAAAAGCCUGAAAUGUGUAGUGUGGUGGAUGAGGAAGGGAACAAUCCCCUACAUCUUGCCGCUAUCAUGGGACGGAAGGAAGUGCUAGACGAGCUUAUGAAGGUUAGGUGGGACUCGGCUCUUGAGGUGACGACAAAUAGGGAGAGCAUCCUCCAUCUCUGUGUGAAGCACGAUAAGGAGGAUUGCUUGAAGUUGUUGUUGGAGAAGUUUAGUGAUGAUCCCGAAUUUAUUAAUGUUGUGGAUCGAGCGGAAAACAACAUUUUGCAUAGAGCGGUGAAGUUCAAACAAUUUCAGAUCAUUGAAUGCAUUCUAGGUCAAAACAUAAAGGUAGAUAUAAAUGCUACAAAUGCAAUGGGUCUAACUCCUUUGGACAUACUAUCGCGACAAAACCAUGUGAUGAAUGAGGGGGACCUCAAAAUUAAAAACGCUUUAACACAAGUCGGAGCCAAGAGAAACAAAAUGUAUGGAAAGGUUAAUUGGCUCCCAAAGAGGCGCGACUCCUUGAUGGUUGUGGCAUCACUUAUCGCAACUAUGACAUUUGCAGCCGGGCUAAAUCCACCUGGUGGUGUUUGGAAAGAUACACAAAAUGGUCAUCGAGUGGGAGAAGCCAUUGUCGCUUACAAUUAUAAGGACUCGUAUAAAUGGUAUUUACGAUUCAACACUAUAGCCUUCGUUUCAUCACUAAGCAUAAUCUUGAUCCUGAUAAGUGGACUUCCUCUCAGACAACGUAAGUUCAUGUGGGCACUACAAGUUAUAAUGUGGAUGACAAUCACGAUGGUGGCAUUCAGUUAUUCGUACGCACUUGUUGCAGUGACGCCUAAAAAAGAUAGAUUAUCGCUUAAGCGAACUUUAAUAUGUGCCAUCACGGCUUGGUGCAUUGUGAUGGCCCUAGUUUUACUUGGCAAUGCCAUAAGGUUAUUUAUGAAGUGGAUGAAAGGAAAAGGUAAAUAUUAUUGGGAUAAAAUACAUAUAAAUAGAUCAAUCAUUAGAUGCAUUAUUAACCAAAACACGAAAGUCAAUAUAAAUGCUACAAAUGCAAUGGGACUCACCCCUUUGGACAUAUUAUCGCAACAAAACCAUCACAUGAUUGCUGAAGAUCUCGAAAUUAGGGACACUUUAAUGCAAGUCGGAGCGAAGAGAAAAAACAUCUUAGGAAAUAUUGAUUGGCUCUCAAAGAGGCGCGACUCCUUGAUGGUUGUGGCAUCACUGAUCGCAACUAUGGCAUUUGCAGCCGGGAUAAAUCCACCUGGUGGUGUUUGGCAAGAUACAGAAAAAGACCACCAUCGAGCAGGAGAAGCCAUCGUCGCUUAUAACUAUAAGGACUCGUAUAAAUGGUAUCUGCGAUUCAACACUAUAGCCUCUGUUUCAUCACUAAGCAUAAUCUUGAUCCUAAUAAGCGGUCUCCCUCUCAAGAAUCGUAAGUUUAUGUGGGCACUACAAAUUAUAAUGUGGUUGACAAUCACAGCGGUGGCAAUCUGUUAUUCGUACGCCCUUGUCGCGGUGACGCCAACAAAUGAUAGGGAGUCGUUGACAAAGACGUUAAUAUGGGCCAUCGCUAGUUGGUGCUUUAUGAUGGCACUAGUUUUACUUGGAAAUGGCAUAAGGUUAGUUAUGAAGUGGGUCAAAGGAAAAAGUAUGGAUUAUUUGGAGAGGCAUAGACACACAAAUCAAAGAAGAUUGGGUGAAACUAGGUCAAUAAAUAUGAGAAAUCAAAUAAAAUCAAUGGAUCCAAUUCUAGAAAACGCAUCAACAAAAGGAAACAUAUCAUUACUCCACCAAACCCUAGCACAAGAUCCAUUAUCCCUCGAUAAAUUCCAAAUCGGCGAUUUAAUCAAAACUCCUCUCCACAUCGCCGCCUUCCACGGCCAUCUCCCCUUCAUCGAAGAAACUCUCCGUCUUCGCCCAAAUCUCUCUCUAAUCCUCGAUCGCCGGCGACGAUCUGCUCUCCACGUGGCGGCGUAUGAGGGGCGGAGCGAUGUAGUUAGGGUUUUGAUACAGUCGUCGCCGGAGAUGUGCGGCGUUUUGGAUGAUCAAGGGAGGAAUCCGUUUCAUUUGGCGGUGGUUAUGGGUCGGGAGAAGGUUUUGAGUGAGAUGUUGUUGGUGUUGGUUGGGAACGCGGCGGUUCGGGAUAGAACAGGUUCGGGAGAGGGUAUUGUUGGAAUUUGUGUUAAAUAUGAUAGGUUUGAAUGUUUGAAAUUGUUGUUGGAGAAGAUUAAGGAUGUUGAGUUUGUUAAUGUUAAGGAUGCUACUGAUGAUGGAAAUAAUGUGUUUCAUCAAGCUGUCAAGUAUAAAAGAAUUCAGAUGAUUAAUUAUCUAAUUACCCAACAAAUCAAGGUAGAUAUAAAUGCUACAAAUGCAAUGGGGCUCACUCCAUUAGACAUUCUAUUACAAGAAAACAAUGUAAAUGAUUUUGAGAUUAGAGACAUUUUGCGUCAAGCAGGAGCAAUGAAGGCAGAUGAAAUCCAUUCCUCUAUGCCCAAAAGCAAAUCAUAUUUCAACAAUGUAGCUUCCUUUUCGGGCGCAAAUUCAAUCGAACAAAUUCGCCAUGAGUCUCAAAAUAGCAUAUUUGGAAGCACGGAUUGGCUCCCAAAGAGGCGUGACUCGUUGAUGAUAGUAGCCUCGCUUAUUGCUACUAUGGCAUUUUCCGCAGGGUUAACCCCACCUGGUGGUGUAUGGAGUGACCAUCUUUCAAGGGAAGAUAAUGGUGGGGGUGUCAAGUACGAAAUUCCACAUCGAGCGGGAGAGGCCAUCAUUGCUUACAACUACCCUCUCUUGUACAAAUUCUAUAUACGUACCAACACCAUAGCCUACGUGUCGUCACUCAGCAUAAUCCUAAUCAUGAUAAGUGGUUUGCCUCUUAGACAUCGAAGGUACAUGUGGGCAUUGCAAGUUGUGAUGUGGGUGACAAUAACCGCAAUGGGAUUCACUUAUGCUUUUGUCCUUUCGGCAUUGACACCAAAAAAGAAUGUGGCUUCGUUGAAACGAACAUUGGUGGUGGCUGUUCUUGUUUGGUGCAUAGUGAUGGCAUUGGUUUUCAUCGGCAAUGCCUUGAGAUUAGCUUGGAAAUGGGUCAAGAGGGAAAACAUAGACGGAGUUAACAUAAACCAAGUUCGAAGCCCCAUAAUUGAAAUGACAUAAGAACACUAAGUAUUGGCUUGUUUGUUGAUGGACUUUAAAUUUAUAUUCAUUUUGAAUAUGUUUUGUAUAAUUAAUUUAUCUUUUUUAUAACGAUAUAUAUCUAUAAUUUGUUGGAAGAAUGUUUAUAUAUGGAUAUUUACAUUACCUAAUAGUGUUGUUUUCUCCUUCAA
This is a messenger RNA of Impatiens glandulifera, 3590 nucleotides long. RefSeq lists its product as uncharacterized. The transcript is spliced from 5 exons. The record is from RefSeq and is a predicted model, not a curated record. Gene Ontology annotation, cellular component: plasma membrane. Gene Ontology annotation, molecular function: protein phosphatase 1 binding; protein phosphatase regulator activity. Lineage: Eukaryota; Viridiplantae; Streptophyta; Magnoliopsida; Ericales; Balsaminaceae. The coding region runs from base 1 to 3420 and encodes 1139 amino acids.